ACCCCCUGGAGUUCCCAGGACAACAGACGGAGCAGAGCCGAGUGUUGUUAGUUACCUGCAGUCACUACUAUCCCCAUCAGGAGCGCCACAGUCAUCACCCUCAUCAGGUGAACCUGUCAGAGGGGGACACCAGAAAAUCAUGGGGCCUGUACCCCUGGUGCUGCACCUCGCGGCCCUCUGCUUCAUCUGCUCCGUCCACGGACAGGCGGAAUUUCCGGAUCUGCCGGCCGUAGUGACCGUUCCUGAGAGCUCCUCCCCGGGCACCUUGGUGCACAGCUUCACCCUGGUGAACUGCAGCAGCAACAACCCUACCGUCACCAUCAGCAGAGUCUCCCCCACGGCCACUUACUUCAACACCCCAACACAGUCCAAAGCCGGAGCUGGGGAAUUCACUUUACAGAUCACGCUCAGCAGCUCGGCGACUCUGAACGCAGACGUGGUGAACGAGUACGUUCUGGAGCUCACGGCGCAGUGCGGCAAUGAAAUCGCCACCGGUCAGCUGUUUGUUACGGUCAGUGACGAUAUCUCAGAACCGCAGUGUGAACCACAGUUCUCCAGCCAAGUUGGAGACACGGUGCAGGUGUAUUCCAGCGUUCCUGCCUCCAGCACCAUAUACACAGUUGUCUUACGGCAGCCAAAGAACACUCCGGUGACGUAUAAGAUAACGCAGCCCAGUCCGUCGCCCUUCACCAUCUUGCAGAAUGGACAUGUCCUGGCCCCAGCCUCCGGAUUCAGCAAUGCGGCAGCGGUCUACCAGCUGCAGAUCACGGUGACCGACAGUCUGGGGAACACGUGUAACGGGACGCUCAACGUCAAGGUGCUCACCGUCUAUGACAACCCCAUCAACUUCACGAGCUCGUCUGAGUCCGUCACCAUCAUGGAGAACGGCGGACCCAACCAGCUGGUGACCGUAGUGACAGCGCGAGGCAGCAACGUCCAGUACGAGGUGAUAAGCCCCAUGGCGGCAUUCUACAUCGAGUCAGGAACCGGAACCAUCAGGACGACCUACAACCUGGACCUGGACACGUCCCCGGCUCUGGUCAGCAGCAUCCUGCAGGUCCGCGCCUACGACCCCUACAACAGGAGUAACAGCGCAAGCGUCACAGUCACCAUCAACGUGCUGGACGUCAACGACAUCGCCCCGCAGUGCAGCCCGGCCAUCAUCGUGGAUGUGGUUCCUCAGACGGCGCCUGUUGGUUACACGUUUGUGGAUUUCUCCUGCACAGAUCCGGAUUAUAACAGCACCGCGCUCACCUACUCCAUCAUCCCCGACACCAACUCCCUGUACUCCUUCCGUAUGCAGGGCUCCAAGCUACAGAUUAAUAAGACGCUGAAUUAUGACUCCGAUGUGAUGGCGAGCCUCAACUUCCAGUAUUCGGCCACGGUGGUGGUGACGGACAACGGGACACCCAAAAUGACCACCAAUAUUCCGGUUUUCAUCACGGUCACGGCGGUGAAUGACUACAACCCUAUAUGUGUCGGCCCGUCCACCUUCACGGUUAACGAGAAUGCGCCAUUUGGGACCGUUGUGGGGCAGCUAAACGCCACAGACGCCGACUACCCAUUCAACAACGUACAGUUCUCCAUCAGCGGCGGUCCGAAUCCCCCGCUCUUCUAUGUCGUGCCGAGAACUGGAGUGAUAAAACUGCUCGGACCCCUGGACUUCGAGACCACCAGCAGCUACUCGCUAAGGAUGCAGGUGGUCGACCUGAAUAACGACCUUCUGCCGGAUCCUGCCCGUCAGAGGACGACCACCUGCCCCAUCACGAUCAGCGUCACGGACUAUAACGACAACCCCCCAGUCUGCACGCCGCCAUUUUAUUACAGCACCAUAUACUCCACCCUUUUAACCACAAGCGCCAUUGGGACGUUAACCUGCAGUGACAGAGACGCGUCGGCUGCGCUGUCCUAUACCAUCGCGGGAGGUAACGUCAAUAGUCGCUUCCGUCUGAUUGGCGCCACCGUGCUGCACAACACGUUCUCGUUUAACCCGGAUGGCGUGAUGGACCCUCAGAGCUACACGCUGCUCAUCCAGGUGACGGACAGCGCCGUCUCCCCCAUAUUCACCACCACAGUGACCUUCUUCAUAACCGUCAUCCCCUGGACAACGACGCAGCCGACAACCACCAAAACCACCCCGACCCCAGAAAAGCAGACGCGAAUCGUCAAUCAGACGCUGACGUACUGGCAGCCGGACGUCUGGUUCAUGGUCGUCCUGACAGUCACCGGGGUCCUCCUGCUGUCUGCCCUGGCGCUGCUGACAUGGGCGCUCUGCAAAAGAUUUCCGCUCUGUGCACAAGGCAGUAAGGAGUUAACGCAGCCCCUCCUGCCGGACAGCUCUGUAUCAAAUAAAGAAGCGGUCAUGGAACCCCCCAAACAGCCGCCCCCCGCCAAGGAGAAGAAGGACGUGGCCCCAGUCAGCCCCCUGAGCCUGCAGUUUGAUGGCCGAGCACAAGACCCAGUUUCUGGUCGUGAAUAUCUCUUCAACAGUCAGACGGGGGAACGCCGCUGGUUAUGAAGGAAGUCAUCGCUCCUGAUCCGUAUGCGGAGGAUCAGACUGUGAUUAUCGUGUGCCAAUCAUGGUGAAUAGUCAGUACCUGGUUCCUCCUGCAGGGGUCAGCAGAGCUCAAUGUACACAAGUGUGGAGACAGCGACACCUGCAGGACACUCCACAGACUGACACCUGACAACCGUAAAAUCAUUAGGAAAAAAUAAAUAAAUAAAAGGAAAUCACUUUG
Messenger RNA from Bufo bufo (common toad), 2738 nucleotides. RefSeq names its product cadherin related family member 4 (gene CDHR4). The record is from RefSeq and is a predicted model, not a curated record. Gene Ontology annotation, molecular function: calcium ion binding. Gene Ontology annotation, biological process: homophilic cell-cell adhesion. NCBI's taxonomy places the organism in Eukaryota, Metazoa, Chordata, Amphibia, Anura, Bufonidae. The transcript has 19 exons. The coding region runs from base 140 to 2518 and encodes 792 amino acids. Gene Ontology annotation, cellular component: cell-cell junction; plasma membrane.